AUGACCGAAUUGAUACCCAGCACCUUGUGCGUGGCAUGCCAGUCGAUUUUCCAGCCAGGCACGCUCAGAAGUGAAUCAGGAGAAAUCGAACAUCAUGGCCUCGAGGCACUGGCUGCUCGCGCAAGCAAGUGCCAUCUAUGCCUCACUGUGUUCAUGUCCAUCGACCCGGAGGCGUACAGGAGCUUUCGCAGUAAAGGCUCAACCAUCGACACACUGGGGUUCGCAUGGAUUUCCCCAAUCGCACGUGAUCAGGCUCGCUUGAAAUUUCGAUAUUUGAAACGAAUGUCGCCCGACAGGGCCACUCCAAGCACGAAUAGCUCGAAGACUAGCCUAGCUUUACUGGAUUCGGACCCGGGGCUGGUCGUGGAAUUAAUCUUAAUGAACCCGAAAUAUGCCGUUGAGCCAGGCGUAAGGACCAUUGAUGCAAGAUCCACAAGUACGGCGUCGAUGGAAAGCUUCGACCUCGCCAAACAAUGGAUCCAAGAUUGUACUUUUAACCACAUGAAAUGCUCUGUCUCAGAGACCAAUGCAACAUGGAAACCCACGCACCUCCUGGACGUGACGGUUCGAGGGCCAAAGGGAGCCCCUGGCCUUAAACUGGUGGACGGCAUGUUCGUGGACCCUUUGAGCGAAUAUGUGACCCUCAGUCAUUGCUGGGGUAAGUCGAAAACGAUACAACUGCAUAAAGGAACCCUGGCUGCACUUCGACAGGGAGUGGGAGUGUCAAGUUUACCAAAGACAUUCGCAGAGGCUGCAAUCACGACUGAACGAUUGGGGUUUCGAUACCUGUGGAUUGACGCUCUUUGCAUAAUGCAUGACAACGAACAAGCCGUGCUCAAGGAGAUGGCGCAGAUGCACCGCGUGUACUCCGAAGGUACGCUCAAUCUUGCCGCGACUUCGUCCAGAGAAGAUGCAAAUGGCUUGAUCUACUCUCGUAAUGUGGCAGCGCUUCAGCCUUGUAUUGUGGAGGUGAAUGGGCUGGGGAUUGAUGAUGGCAUGUACAAAAUCCUUCGAUCAACCCUUUGGCACGAUCUCGUGGAUUCAUCCCCUCUCAGUAAACGGGCAUGGGCCCUCCAAGAACGCUGUCUGGCCAAAAGAACUCUGCAUUUCACAAGAAACGAGCUGCUAUGGGAAUGUCAACAGAUGUGUUGUUCGGAAGUGUUCCCGAAAGGAUUGCCUGCGACAAUGGGACCGCCUGCCAGUCAAGAAUCCGUUGAGUUUUUCAAUAAACGCAUCCACCACCAAAGACAUGGCAACUGGCAUCAACUCGUCAAGAUGUACAGCUCCAAACGCCUGACGUACAGCUCUGACAAGCUGUUGGCAAUGAUCGGUCUGGCUAAGCAAUAUAUGGCCCGCAACCGCUUAUACCAAGAGGAUUACCUAGCCGGUCUUUGGAAACCUCACCUGCCACAUGCACUGUUGUGGCGCGUGGAGCAAGGUCGCAGACCGACCAAAUAUCGCGCCCCAACGUGGACAUGGGCCUCGAUCGACGGGGAAGUGAAAUACCCGGAGCCAGCGCAAUCGAUGCAAGAGACGUGCAUCGAGAUAAUCGAUCUCCAGAUGAAAUACAAAGGUGAUCACUUUGGGCUGGUGGAGUCCGGCAAGAUGAAGGUGCGAGGAUUUAUGGCACGAGGCCUUCUCCGCCGAACACACGACUACUGGGGUCAGACACCGUGCGUAAUUCAGUGUACCAAGGCCCAGGUCGAGCUCGAAUCGGCUUCCUUCGACGAUCGACUGCCCAAACUGUCCGAAGCAUCGGGAAUGUUGACAGAGAUGCUGGAGAUUUAUUUGCUGCCCGUCAUCGACGUGGUAGAUCGGGUGGAAGGACUGAUCCUCUGCGCAACAAUGAAGAAAGGCGAAUUUCGUCGCAUUGGGGCCUUUGAUAUCUCAAGAUACGAUCAGAUCAAUUGGGACCGCUUCCGAAGCGUGAUGAAGGGGGACGCCGACAUGCAUAAUUAUGAAGACCGGCUUGAUCAUACGAAUGGAUACUGGUUUGCCAGCGACUACACAUACACUAUCAACAUUAUCUAA
Molecule: messenger RNA, 2031 nt
Organism: Rhinocladiella mackenziei CBS 650.93
Lineage: Eukaryota; Fungi; Ascomycota; Eurotiomycetes; Chaetothyriales; Herpotrichiellaceae
Exons: 2
Coding region: 1-2031 (676 amino acids)
Source: RefSeq, a predicted model, not a curated record